Messenger RNA from Eucalyptus grandis, 1037 nucleotides. RefSeq names its product glutamic acid-rich protein-like. NCBI's taxonomy places the organism in Eukaryota, Viridiplantae, Streptophyta, Magnoliopsida, Myrtales, Myrtaceae. The record is from RefSeq and is a predicted model, not a curated record. The transcript has a single exon. The annotation marks the transcript as partial.
CAACCUGAUGAAAGUCCAGAAUGUUCACAAAAUCAACAGCAAGAACAGCCACUUCCUCAUGAGGGCUUUGAAAUUUGUCAUCUCGAUCUCUCUGCUGUCCUUCGUUGUGUGUUAUUCCUCAGGAUACUCUUUCUUCCCUCACUCCUUCAACCUCUGCUUCUCCACGAUCCUCUUUCGAUUUUCACUCGCUCCCUUGAGAGGAAGUUCAUGUUCCUCGUCUGCAACGGGAUCUUAGCUUUUCUUGCCAAGAGCUCCUGCAGUUCUAGCAGCUCUUCGCCAUCUGGGUCUGAUCUUGAUGGUGAUGAUGAACUGUUCAGGAAAAAAGACAGGUCGGCUUGGGAUGACUUACCUGAGGAUGAGAUCAAAGUUUCAGCUUCUGGAUCAUCAGAAGUUGAAGCUGUGACUGCUGAAGAUGCCGCUACUACUGGGUAUAACGAGUACCAGGAAAAUAAUCUGGUUCUUGCAGCUGAAGAAGGAGAAGAAGAGGGGGAGGAGGAGGACGAGAAACUUCAAGUUCAGGGAAAAGAUACAGAGGAAGAAGAUGAAGCUGAGCAACAGGAAGAGCAAAUAUUACAAGAUACAGGAGCAGAAGAUGAAAAUGAAACUUGGGUCGUGGAAGAUGAUGACAGACACAGCAAACAAGAAGAAGAAGAACUAGAAGAACGUGGCUACAUGGGGAAAGAACCAGAAUCACCAGCAGUUGCUACAGGUAGUGAAGAGAUGAUGAGUACGGAGGAGUUGAAUAAAAAGUUCGAGGAAUUCAUUAGGAAGAUGAAAGAGGAGAUCAGGAUUGAAGCUAAAAGUCAGCUGAUUGCAGUGUGAUUGCAAGACAAUCAUGUACAUAACGAGCCAACUAAGCGAAUCCCAUCAAGGGUUUGUCCCUUUUAGGGUGGCUGGCGACGAAGCUCUCAUGUUCAUGACUUCUGUUUUCUUUCGAGGUCAUCAUGUUGUCUUUUUCUCGCACCGUUAGCCCUGUCCUAAGAUCAAAUAGCAGCUAAGUUUAAUAAACAAAAUCUCUAGCCUUUCUUCUUCUACCU